AUGCCUCCAUCCAGCACAUUCACACUCAGCUUCGUGGGAGACGUAAUGCUCGGCCGACUAAUCGACCAGCUUCUCCCCCAACACGUCGAAAAUAAAGAAGAAGCACGCAUCGUCUCCGACUUCAUAGAACGCUAUCCAUCCCGCCUAGGCAAGGGGAACUACACGCACUCUUCGCCAUGGGGCACGACUCUCGACCUUCUCCGAAAUACAGAUCUAUUCCUCAUCAACCUCGAGACCUCAGCAACAACAACUAAUGAGCCCUGGCCGCAGAAAGCUUUCAAUUAUCGCAUGCACCCGGCUAACGUCGCGCCUAUCUUGCAUGCCGCGCAUGUGGAUUAUGCCGGUUUGGCGAAUAACCACACGCUUGAUUUUGGGACCGAGGGGCUAGUUGAUACAGUCUGGUCGCUGAAAGGCGCUGGGGUUGCUUUUGCGGGAGCCGGGGAGACGACCGAUGAGGCGCGCAGGCCGGCUGUGCUGCACUUGCCCCCUCGGGGAGGUGAGGAUGGGUAUCAUGCUCACCAUCACACGGAUGGCCAGUCGCAGAAGAAGAAAGAAGAAGAAGACGACAGUACUGCUGCGCCGGAAUAUACAGUCCACGUCUACUCCGCCUCCGACCACCCACGCGACUGGGGCGCAACGCCAACAUUCCAUCUCCUCGACUACACCCCCUCGACACGCGUGCGUCUCCGAACGCUAUUACUCUCUGGCGGACCGGGUAAGCACAUCGCCGACGACGACGCGGGCGGCUUGACGGCUUCAGAUCCGGAAGAUCGGGAAAGGCACCAUAGUCAUCGGAGACACCAACUGAAACAAGAUACACAGCCGCCACCACCGGCUCUGAAGAUCUUCUCCGUGCACUGGGGCCCUAAUUAUUCAUGGCAUCCCGCUGAGCGAAUCCGCUCCCUAGCUCAUUUCCUUAUCGACGAGUGCGCCGUCGAUAUCGUGCACGGCCACUCGUCGCACCAUGUCCAAGGCGUGGAGUCUUAUCGUGGUAAGAUUAUUAUAUAUGGGUGUGGCGAUUUCGUAGAUGAUUAUGCCGUUCAUGAAGAGUGGAGGAAUGAUCUAAGUGCUGUGUGGAAGGUUCGUGUGAGAGAAACCGAGCAAGAAACAGAAAGAGGGAAAGCGUUAGGGCUGAAGUUGGAGAGGUUGGAGAUUUUUCCGACACGCAUUGAGAGGUUUCGCGCUACUUUGCUUGAUCCUGAUGAUGAGGAUCAUGUGUGGGUGAGGGAGAAGAUUGCAGGGUUGAGUAGGGAGUUUGGGAUGGUUGUUAAUAAAGAGUUGGGGGAAGAGGGACAGGUUGUUCUUGAUGUGGGGGGUUAA
Messenger RNA from Penicillium lagena, 1320 nucleotides. RefSeq names its product CapA family protein. The record is from RefSeq and is a predicted model, not a curated record. Bases 1 to 1320 code for a protein of 439 amino acids. Lineage: Eukaryota; Fungi; Ascomycota; Eurotiomycetes; Eurotiales; Aspergillaceae. The transcript has a single exon.